CCAAGGUAUCUUCUGGAUAUAAAAAAUGGAUAUCCCGUGGCUCUGAUCUCCUCUACAUAUCCUCUCCACAGAGUCAUAUACACAUACACCAAAAUGACAGGCAAAAUCAUCAUCCACGCUGUCCGGCACGCCCAGGGCUAUCACAACCUGGGUGAAGAGUUCUUCCACCUUAGGGACCCCGCACUAACGCCAUUUGGCCAACAACAAUGCGUCGAACGACGAAAGGCCUCGUUUCAGGAUCAGUCCAAGUUCAGACUCAUCGCAUCAUCGCCUAUGAUGCGAACCCUGCAUACGACGAGUCUAAUCUUUGAUGAGGCCAUCCAGACACAGGACAUUCUUGCUAUCCCGGAAGCACAGGAAAUUUCUGAUCACGGCUGCGAUAUCGGAACCGAUCCUGCUCUUCUCAAGGAGAUGACGUUGCGGAACGAAUGGCCAGUUGACCUGAGUCUUGUACCCGAAGGUUGGAACGAUAAGGACCUUUAUGGGCCAAACAGUCCCGUCACAGGUGCCUGCGCAGCACGUGCUCGCACAGUGAGAAGAAUACUAAGAGAAAAGGGCAUGGCUUUGAGUCAAGACCCCAACGAGGAUAUUCACAUUGCUCUAGUUGCUCACGGAAGCUUCAUGCACUAUUUCAGCAAUGACUGGGAGAACAGCACCACUGGAUGCGGUACAGGUUGGAAGAACUGCGAGACAAGGCGAUAUGUGUUUCAAAACGACGAGUGGGACGAGAAUGCUUGGCUUGUUGAGACUGAGGAGAGCAGAUUGGCCCGCGGCAUGAAGGGUCCCGCUCCCUCGGCAGAGGAGCAACGGCGGUUGUAUGAGAAGACUAUGGUUGGCUGGGUUGACCAGGGAUUGCCGGAUAUCAGAUACCUGGAAACAGCUUCGGUCAUGCCGAUGCAGGAGCAGUCAAGGUUGUAAGAUGCAUUGCAUAUGGAUAUGUUUUGCAUGUGAGUGAUGAUAAAAGAGGUGGACGAGAGCAUAAUGACGGAGAUUCGAUAUAAGGGCAGUGUGAGCGGAUAGAUGCUAUCCGAGUUUUAGAUAUAGAAUAAUUUCUUUUUCUCUCCGGUCCGAAGGGACGAGAAUUCUUCGGGGUACAAGGCGACAUAAGUGGCCCAGGUCAUGUGUCAGAACCGCGCAUGAGAAUCGAGCUGAUAAUGGUGAUGAUCACCUCAAUCUUUUAUGAAAUUUAUACAGCAAUCAGAAUUGGGACACGGGUAUGAAACAGGAGUGACAAAAAAUAUGUACAUAACGUCGUGUCUAAGUAAUGUUCUAACCCUAUUAAUAUACAAGCAAGU
Fusarium verticillioides 7600 is the source of this 1295-nucleotide messenger RNA. RefSeq lists its product as hypothetical. The transcript has a single exon. Gene Ontology annotation, molecular function: phosphatase activity. Gene Ontology annotation, cellular component: cytoplasm. The record is from RefSeq and is a predicted model, not a curated record. Bases 94 to 918 code for a protein of 274 amino acids. Lineage: Eukaryota; Fungi; Ascomycota; Sordariomycetes; Hypocreales; Nectriaceae.